This is a messenger RNA of Mycena citricolor, 1407 nucleotides long. The record is from the annotation of a GenBank genome assembly. Lineage: Eukaryota; Fungi; Basidiomycota; Agaricomycetes; Agaricales; Mycenaceae.
AUGGGCGAUCUGAUCCAAUCAUCUGCUGCACUGCCGCCUGUCGAAACAAAGUCACACACACAUCCCGAAAACGCGUCACGAUGCGCGUCAGGACAACCCGCUUCUGACCUACCUCCUCCUCCUCGUUCCGCCCCUCAUCGUCUCGCUCUAUCUCCUCACCUCGUUCCCGACGCCCCGUCCCGGCGGCCCGCGGUCCAUCCGGGGCUGAGCAGUCUCGCUGUCGAUACGCGCGCCAGGAGAAUAUACACUGAGGACUGGCUCGAGGAGGGUGGUUGGGCGGAUUUGCCCCUCGGACGGACGCGGUAUUGGUUUGUGGGUCCCAAGAACGGCAAAAAGCUUGUCCUCAUCCAUGGCCUCUCCGUCCCGGCCCUGAUCUGGUCGCCAUUCCUCCCCCACCUGCUCUCAGCAGCGCCGAGGCACCGCAUCCUGCUAUACGACCUCUACGGACGGGGAUACUCGGACGCGCCGCGCGGUAUCGACUACGACACGCAGCUGUACGUGACGCAGCUCGCGCUGCUUCUGCAGCACGUCGGGUGGACGAAGACGCGGAUCGCUGGGAUCAGCAUGGGCGGGGCGAUCGCCGCUGCGUUUGUCGAUAUGUUUCCGGCGCUUGUGGAACGGGACGUCGUCCUCAUCGCGGCUGCGGGUAUCCUCCAGUCCUCCGAUCUGUCACGCACCUCGAAAUUCAUGUCCUCCCCGCUUGUUCAGACGCUCGCUGCGAACCCGCUGAUAUACUCCUACCUUCGGCGGCUUGCUGCCCAGCGCACGGCAGACUGGGACGGCAUCGAGUCACAGGACCCAUCCUCUUCUCGGCGUCCCCCAGUAUCGGCCUUGGAUCCUGCACCGAUCCACGCGUUGGUCCGGCUGCAAUCUGCGCACCUCGCUGGCUUCAAUUGGGCCGUUUCCUCCUCAUUGCGCUCAGGCCCAGUUGUCGGCUUGGAGUGGGCGUACCAGAGCCCGGAGUGGGCCGGGAAACGCGUCCUGCUGGUCCAUGGUACGGCGGAUGAUACGGUACCCGCGGCGCACGCCACGCGCAUUCGAGAGCACAUCGAGACUGCUUCCGCUACUAGGAAGCCUCAAGUCCAAGUUAUCCAUAUCGAGGGCGCUACCCACUCAUUGACAUGGACACAUGCCCCUGAAGUCGGACGCGCGGUCGCUAAAGAGAAAGAGACCAAUCGGCAUCGAUUGUCUAGAUCUAUUUCAGAAUCUCGUCAGCCUCGCGAUCUCCUUUACGGGUUCCCCGUUGACUCUCUCCUCGCGCCAAAGCUCUGCAAUGCGGGUGGCGUUUUGUCUAAGGAGUUCGCCUCUGGGUCCUUUGAGAUCCCUGAAUGCCUGCUCGAACUCGGUCUUCGCGUCUUCAACUGUUCCUGUGAUCUUGGGUGCUUCAGGACGAAGCGAAGGGCCUAG